This is a messenger RNA of Symbiodinium natans, 657 nucleotides long. The record is from the annotation of a GenBank genome assembly. Lineage: Eukaryota; Dinophyceae; Suessiales; Symbiodiniaceae.
AUGAGCGAGGAGGCGCCGAUCGCAGCUUUGGAGGUCUUGCAGCUCGUUUCAGCGGGGCGCUUCAGAGAACUUCCGGCCGCAUGCGAGGAGCUGGAGCUUUCGCCAUUGAUCUCGCUGGAUCCAAGCACUGCGACCACGGCGCCUGAGCAGGUGGACCAACAGGGCCUCUUGUGCGCCGUGCACUUGCUGGCGUACCUGCUGGAAGGUCAGCUGGAUUCAGCAAGGUUCCUUUGGAAGAGGACACCUGCGCCAGUGCAGCAGCAUCCGCAAGCUGCGGCUGCACACCGGGUGCUAGCUGCACGGUGGCGCAGGCAGUAUGCUGAGGCCUUCGCGCAACUCCAGGCGGGUCCUCCAUGGGACAGCCGGUUGCAGCCACUUGUGGCUGAGGUAGUGUCCAGAAGUCGAGAAGGACUGUUGGACAAAAUUGGAAAGGCAUACAAGGUCGUGUCGCUAACACGUGUUGCCACGAUGCUGGGCAUUGAUGCCGUCGCGGCGCGCGCAGCCUGCGAGAGCAGAGGGUGGGCCCUUGAUGCGGAGGGCAACGUGUCGCCAUCUCUUGCCAGAUCUGAAGAUGAUUUGAUGCAGAUGGGCGAGGCCCAGCUGCAGAAGCUGACAGAGUACAUGGCCCACCUCGAGCAGCAGUCGUGCAAAAUUUGA